Molecule: messenger RNA, 1694 nt
Organism: Cokeromyces recurvatus
Lineage: Eukaryota; Fungi; Mucoromycota; Mucoromycetes; Mucorales; Mucoraceae
Product: Mycolic acid cyclopropane synthetase-domain-containing protein
Exons: 3
Coding region: 154-1563 (469 amino acids)
Biological process (GO): cellular response to biotic stimulus
Source: RefSeq, a predicted model, not a curated record
GGGGAUUAAAGUGAUAGCUUCUAUUUUUUAUACAAAAUAAUAUGUGGAGAAAUUAUUAUUAUUAUUAUUGUUAUUUUAAAGAACAGCUUUUUAUUUUAUUUUAUUUUAUUUUAUUAUUGUUUGUAUUGUCUCAUUUCAACAUUUAAACUGUAGAUGACAAAUUCGUUUAAACCGACAACUUGGGCUAGUAUUCAUAAUGCUACGUUGCCUGCUGAAGGAGCAGGUAAUCAAACAUUUGAUAAUCGUAUCUUGGUAGGUGCUGCAUUAGGUAUCCCUGCUUUUUUAGCCUUCAGUUUAGGACUUCCAUUUUGGGCUUUCUUAGUUUUAACAGUAGUCCUCUUUUUACCUAUCUUGGCUUGCACUCUUUAUUUAUUUUCACGUUUUGCUCCUCGUUAUCGUAAUUCUAUUCCACUUCCUGGUAAACCUAUUGAACAUUAUUUAACCUUCCACGACCCUGAGCUUAAAAACCGAUACAGGGGACGUAAUAAGAUUCCUAUGGAAACUUUCUUUGAAGCUUAUUUCGUUGGUAAAGUAGACUUUAACGGAGAUCCACUUGAGAUCAUGGAACUUCGUCAUGACUGGGCAGCCUUCCAAUUCACAUAUGGUCAAUUCAAGUUCUUUUUAACUCAAUGGUUACCUGAAACCUUUUGGCACUCUCGCGAACAAGACGAAAAUCAAGUCCGUGAUCAUUAUGAUCGUGGUAAUGACUUUUAUGAAGCAUUUUUAGGUCCUCUUAUGGUAUAUACCUCAGGUAUCAUCUCUGACCCCACUAAACGUGAAACAUUAGAGGAGAUGCAGGAAAAUAAAAUGAAAUUGAUUUGUGAGAAGCUUCAUUUGAAGGAAGGUGAACGACAUUUGGAUAUUGGAUGUGGAUGGGGUACUUUAGUGGCUUAUGCUGCUAAGGAAUACAAGAGUCAAUCUACAGGUGUUACAUUGGCUCGUAAUCAGGUAGCCUUUGGUGAAAACCGUAUUAAGGAUUGGGGAGUUCAAGACAAUGCUAAUUUACUCUGUAUGGAUUAUCGUGAUAUUCCCAAGAAUCAAAAAUACAAUAAGAUUACGGCAGUAGAAAUGGCUGAACAUGUUGGUCUUCGUCGUUUCCAAACUUUCCUUCAAGAAAUUCGUGAACUUCUUGAAGAUGAUGGCCUUUUCUAUAUGCAAGUUGCUGGUUUAAGAGCUACAUGGCAAUAUGAGGAUUUCAUUUGGGGUCUUUUUAUGGCCAAGUAUAUUUUCCCUGGUGCUGAUGCUUCCACUCCCUUAUAUUGGUACAUUAAACAAUUAGAAACUGCUGGUUUUGAAAUUCACAAUGUAGAUACAGUAGGCGUUCAUUAUUCCGCCACACUUGAAAGAUGGUAUGAAAACUGGAUGAAAAAUAAGGAUGCCAUGAAGGCUAAAUAUGGAGAAAAGUUAGUUCGUAUUUGGGAAAUUUUCCUUUCUUGGUCUGUCAUUUCUUCACGUCAAGGUAGUGCCACUUGUUUCCAAAUUACUGCUAACAAGAAUCGUAAUUCAUUUGACCGUGCUGCUUUAAUUUGUAACCGUACUAAUCCUACUGCUUGGACCAAAUAAAUUGAUAUCCAUCAAAUCAACGCUUUUUUUUUUUCUUUGGACUCGGUUAAAACAUUGUUAUGAAAAGGAAAAAAGAAAAAGAAAAACUGUUCAAAUUUUUUAAAUAAAAAAAAAAAAUAGAUAAAUUAUAA